Messenger RNA from Xenia sp. Carnegie-2017, 534 nucleotides. Its product is annotated as protein SEC13 homolog. Bases 48 to 521 code for a protein of 157 amino acids. The record is from RefSeq and is a predicted model, not a curated record. Gene Ontology annotation, biological process: positive regulation of TOR signaling; COPII-coated vesicle budding; protein import into nucleus. NCBI's taxonomy places the organism in Eukaryota, Metazoa, Cnidaria, Anthozoa, Malacalcyonacea, Xeniidae. The transcript has 7 exons. Gene Ontology annotation, cellular component: nuclear pore outer ring; COPII vesicle coat. Gene Ontology annotation, molecular function: structural molecule activity; protein binding.
ACUGUGGUACGUAGGUAAUUAUCUGGAAAGAAAACAGUAAUGGAUGGAUGAAGCUGCAAGAAUUUAUCAACCACGAUUCAUCAGUGAAUUCUCUUUGCUGGGCUCCCGAAGCCUAUGGAUUGAUGCUGGCUUGUGGCUCCUCAGAUGGAAGUGUUUCAAUCAUAUCAAGUGAAGGUGACGGACACUGGCAGGUAAAAAAGAUCAACAAUGCACACACAAUUGGAUGUAAUGCUGUCAGUUGGGCGCCUUCGACGCAUCCUGGGUCCCUUUUUAAUAUUGCUGAUGAACCGAAGCGUGGCGAAAUAGAGAAACGAUUAGUGACUGGAGGCUGCGAUAGUUUGGUAAAAAUAUGGAAGAUGAGUGCAACUGAUGGCCAGUGGGAAGAGGAAGAGAAGCUGGAAGCACAUAGCGAUUGGGUGUGUGAUGUGGCCUGGGCGCCAAAUAUUGGAUUGCCUACAAGUAAAAUUGCCAGUUGUUCCCAGCUUUCGUUUUCUUCAUGUCGUUGCUUCUUUUUCUCGUAGCUUUCGUUUUCUU